AUGCUCGAAAUUGCAGGUCUCGUCGUUGCCGUUGUGAGCGCGAUAUUCGCAGCCACAGGCCACGGAUCAAUCCUCGGACGGCUUUGGCACGCGUUGAAGUCAAGAUUUGGACACAUGUGUCGAUCAAUCAAUUUCCUUCACGGUCUGGGUCAUCAACGAUUGAGCAACGACCUUCACCAUAUGUUCAAUUCUGAUAUUGGGUUGAGAAGCGCGGUGCAACAACACUACGUUGGCAACGUUUACGUCCAAAACCCUCGAAUCGCCGACGGGUACGAUCAGUACGAUGAGUAUGACGAAUAUUGAUCUGGUGGAACGCCAAGAAGAGGAGGUUCUGGAAAGUGUGAUGGUUUGUGUCAGAUAUGGGGGUUAAUCGCCUGGUGAAUAUAGACUGG
This is a messenger RNA of Mollisia scopiformis, 392 nucleotides long. RefSeq lists its product as uncharacterized. NCBI's taxonomy places the organism in Eukaryota, Fungi, Ascomycota, Leotiomycetes, Helotiales, Mollisiaceae. The transcript is spliced from 2 exons. The record is from RefSeq and is a predicted model, not a curated record. Bases 1 to 303 code for a protein of 100 amino acids.